CAUCUUGACGGAAGUCGGUCGACUACGAAUAUUUGCUCUGGAUACACUGCGUCUUACUUUUUUAUUUUUUCCUUGUUUUGUAGCUGGCCUCUGAUUUCCAAUCCCGCUCGUCUCGAAACGGUCGGCGAGGGACUCCGUGGAAGGGACUAAUUGGACGACGGACCGAGGGCCCGCUGAUACCUAACCAACUAAUAGCUGCCCACUGGCUCUCGACGCAACCAUGGGCAUCGGGAGCAAAAAGAGAUCUGCGCCGCCGCCGCUGCCCGCGCCCACCGAAACCAAUUCGACAAUUAUGACCGGCGCCCCAAGCGACUACGUUGCAAGCGACUACGCUCUCAGCGACUUGGGGACCGAUGUGUCCAAACCCGGAGACGACAAGUCCACCUACUCGCUUCCCGACGACGGAACCCCCGUCACCAUCAGGACGGGGCAUCGGCAAAGCAAAUCGCAGACCUCCCUGCUGAUCGAAUACUUCGAAGGUGGCAAGACGAGCAGUGUAUCUGGCACAAGCUCGAGGAAACCGAGCGUCCGCGUCCGCGUAAGACCGAGCAGCAAGCACCGGUCCAGGGGCGGAUCGGAUCGGGAUCGCAUCAAAAUCACACAAUCAAAGACGAGGAAAUUGAGCCCUAAUCGUCGAUCCGUGCCUGCUCGCAGCGAAGUUGAGGAUCUCUCGGUCCUCAGCGGCGACAUGGAGGAUGCGGGCUCGUAUGCCUCGGCGACGGAGGAGAGCAACGUCAGCCGGAACCCCAUCGACAUUGAGAUCGAUCGGACCGGCAACCCUCGCCGUCGCCGCCCGGCGAGCCCUCUAAUCCCGGCGACUGAUAGCAAAGCCAGCUACCAAGACCCCGCCAUGAGUGAGAUUUCAGCCAUCCCGGCCGACAGUUUUCUUGACGGGUCCGGACCGGCCACGUCAUUUGGAAUGUCCGAGGCCAAGAGUACCAGGAGCAGGAGCCCUUCCCGCACAAGCGACUAUCUCGUCGGCGCUGCGGCGGGGCUGGGAGCUGCUGCCGCCGCCGAUAAGCUCCGGAGUAAGAGCCGCGAGAGUCGUGCGGGCCGUGAGAAUCGUGAGGACCGCGAGCGAGACAGGAUUUCGGUAUCCAAGACCCGAGACAAGGACAGAGACAGGGACCGCAAGCACAGGUCGAGCAAAAGCCGGACGAGUAGCGUGUCCAAAGACGAGAAGUAUUCUGAGCGCGCAAAGUCACCACGGAGAAGAUCCAAGGGGCAUAGCGAGUCACUCAUUUCAGGAGUAGAUUCUAGCGUGGUUUCCGCCUUCGCACCAAGUCAUCGGUCUAUGGACCAACACUCCAUCCGGUCCGGCGCUUCGAAGGCGUCGUCGAUCAAUAACCCCAAACUACUUGAGACGGUGGAGGACGCCAUUCGCCGCCUCAUCCUCCCAGAGCUCAACGCGUUGAAGAGGGAACAGAGCCGGCGCGGGACUCGCCGCGACUCGACCACAUCCAGCGCAACCACAGCCUCGAGGGAUGAGUUCGCGAACGAUAGGCGACGGUCUGGAGCCAUUGAUAAGAAUAUUGUCACGCCGCGCGACAGCAUGAGGAGCAAGGAGAGCCGAGAUCGCGAGGCCCGCAAUGACUUUGACGACAGCAGCGCCCUCAGCCACGAUUCUAUUGACGACCCUGACCCGGACGACACCCCGGGGCGCAGCACAGACCGCGUUAAAGCUGCCGCAGCCGCCGGUGCUGCCAUGGGUGCGGCCGCUAUCGCUGCUCAAGAGAUACUACAAUCACCUUCCGACGACAAACAACGCUCCAGGCGACGUCGCAGAGCUGAGAUGCGGGGUCGCGGCUCCGAUCAUGUUUUGGAGGAUGAGGAAUCGGAACUUGGGCCGCCGGCUCCGCCGAUGCCGCUGAUGAGCGACAUUCAGGCUUCUGACGUGACGAGGGCAUCUAUCCUAACUGCCGACACCGACCGGCCACAUUCCGCAAGCGAAGAGCUCACACCCGGCCGUGAAAUACCCCAAGAUCAGCUCUCUUCAUCAUCAACCCCAACUCCCACCAGAACACCAAUCACCCUGCAGUCAUUGGGGACUCAGCACGCUAAUAUUUCUCACGGGGAUCUUAAGACGUUGCCCCAUCAACGAACCGGACAAUGGGAUGAAUUCAUCAUUGAUGACAACGGGAAGCGGGUGCCUUCACGUGCCUCCAAACAUUACCAGGAAGACGAGGAGGAGGCCGAGGACCCCGAUUCCGCUCCGGCAUAUGCCCCCGACAGCCCCUACGACUAUUACAGCACCCAGGAUGUGCCUCCCCCGCUGAAGUACGUACCAUACCAGCCGGAACGGCGCGGCCUGAGCCCGAUCCCAAGUAUUUCUGGUUACACGGAGACUGGAAGCGAGAUUCCGCACCAAGAGUCGCGGGCUUCACACCGGACGGCCGAUUCUAUCUUAUCGACCGGGAGAUCUCUGCGACAGGACGGGCCGACAGACCGUGGGAUCGACGACGACCGGAGUGUCAGAAGCUCGGGUAUAAACCAGGACAAUGGCGUGAGCCCAAUGGGCAGCGAACUUGACGGCGUCCCGUCUGGGGACGCUGUCCGUGCCGUGGGCUUUAACCCUGAUUUCGUUCACCCCGCCGGUAUCGAAUCCAACGUCGCUUCUCUCGUCGACGGGUCGAUGCUUGAGGGCUCCGCCUUGACGGGCUCCUCUAGUGCGGUCGGCAACCAGCUGUACAACGGACGCCAGUCGAUGGCGACGCUCGACGAGGAGAUGUCUCGCGAUCCGGGCACCCCGACCAAGCGCUCUGUGGGAAGUCACCGCGACUACGCAGAAGAGCGGGGGAAUACUCCCGCGUCUGGGAGCCACCGGUCGCGCGAGUUUGUCGAGUAUGAACUCGACGAGUAUGGCCAGAAGGUGCCUCAGACCACCUACCGACAGUCGCCGACCAUGUCGGAGGCGGCAAUCACCAGCGCAGCGGUCGGUGCCGCUGCCGCCGUUCUCCGGGCACAGAAUGCCAAGGGACAACAGGUCAUUGCAGAUGACGAGAUCGACUUCCAAGGGGCGGGUGUUCAAAGGAACAAGUCGUUCAAGGAGCGCACACAAAACGGGCCGCGCCCGGGCAUCGACACUGCCAGUGCCGAGAGACUAGUCCACGGCGAGGAUCAGCAGCAGCCCAAGCUGGGUUUCAGCGGCCUGCCGGAUCUUAAUGACCCGAUGCCGGAAAUUGGCUGGCAAGAAGAGGAUGACCUGCUCACUAACCCGUCGCUUCUCGGCGGCGAGGGAGGUCGCGAUGAAGAGGAACAUUGGGCUGGCGACGCCACACCCCGGCAAUACCCCAAGCACCAUCUCGACGAUAUUGAGUACCAGGGCCUGGACGGCGGCCACGCUUCACCGGCAUUGCCUCAACAGAGAAGCGGGCAUGACCUGGGUAUGGCCGGUGCCGCUGCGGCGGUGGGUGCGGCAGCAGGUAUGGCGGCGGCCCAGAGCCACAGCCGUCAAGCGAGCCAGGAGCAUGAUGAGUGGUACAGGACGUCCGAGGACAAGAAGCGCGAUACCCUCGUCACCAACCCCUACGAGGGAUCCAGCCCUAUCGCAAACAUUCCCGGUCUUAACACCAAUCUACUUCCAGGCUUCGAUAACGCGGGCUUUGGCGACCUCUACGGCACCCGUAGCCCGAUGGGCCACAAGGUGGAUGAGGGCUAUAUCUCGCAGGGCCCCAACAAGACGCCUGACCUCCAGGGCGGUGUGAAGGGCAAGGGCGUGGACUUUGACGUUGCCCCGGGCGCUGGCGGCCCGAGCGUUGAGGAUCCGUUCUACAACACUCCGAAACACACCCGGCACCUCAGUGGCAUGUCCCAAGGAAUGGGCUCCCCGAUGUAUGAUGCCGCUACUGGGACUGGCAUUGAGGGGAUCGAGUCUACGGACAUCAUUGCCUUGAUGCAGCACUUGAUGGUUCGUGAUGCUCAGCGCAGCGCACGCGACACGGAGAUUCUGGUGACUCUGGUCCGUUCCGCGACCGAGAUGCGCAAUAACUUUGAGGAAGUCAAGCGGCUGCUCGCCGACACGGAGGACGUUAUCAUUACCGAGGUCAAGGAGAAUACCGAUAAGUCAGUCCAGCGCGCCAUCAAUGGUCCGCGGCCGUACCCCGGCAGCGUCGCGCGCUCGAUCCAGAACGUCUCGCAAGCGCCCACGAUUAACGGUGAUGACAUUAACAACAAGAGGAGGAGCAUUUUCCGUCGUGCGCUGAAGGGUCUAAGUGCUAAGGGGACCAACGACCUCGGCAGGAUCGAGGACAUGCUCAUGCAGCUUCUUACUGAAGUCGACGUUCUCAAGACGCAGACCGCGCCGGGCAUCCAGGGAAACCAGAGCACCCAUGGCGAGCAAUUAUACGACCACAUGGAGCCCGAUGUUCAGAGUGAACAGGACCACGGCUAUGAGCCCGAGGGCAUGGCCGGCACGUCAACAACGAGCCAUGCUUCGCAGUCUGGCUAUCUCUCGAUUCAGUCGCGUGGCACGUCGGUCAAACCCGCAUACGACCGCAAGGUCUCGGCGCACAGGAUAAGCACCGUGCCCGAAGACAAUGAGGAGGAAUAUGACCACGGGCGGAGGGAUGACGAGCAACAGUUGAGGACGCCUGUCCAGGAUCAACGCGGCAACUCAGUGCCGUUGGCCACCCCACCCGGUCCUGCGGCGCAAGCACAGACGUCGGUGAGCAACGAAAACACUCCCCGAACGGAAGAAAGUGGCAAGAAGAAGUCGAGAUCUAGUUGGUUCCGCAUCCCCAAGAUCUCGCGGUGGUCGGAAACGACAGCGUCAAGCGGUGUGCAGACAGAGUCUCGCCACAGCAAGCAAUCCAGCAAGGACGAGAACGCCCAGUUCCCCACCGGGCCGUCCCGCUCGGGGUCCUUGGACCACUACCAAGACAACCAAGACAACUACCAGUUCGCCCCUCCCCAGGCCGUCGAGACUGACAAGCUACAUUCUGGGUUCUCGGAGACGGACCUUCCCCAGGGAUACCGCGAGGAUCAUGACGCACAGAUGUACGGGCAGAUGUCUUCCCCGUCGCAGGCCGACGCCAACUGGGUGACCAUGGGCAUGACGCCCGAGGAUCCCAAGUAUAAGGCGCACCGCGACUCGCUGAACCUCGUGCACCCGCAACCGCGCCAGGGCCAAACCGAGCGCUUCAAGGCCGCGCUCGAGUCGCAAGCCCUCGGCUUCGACUCCUUUAGCCCUAAAUCGGCCGACUGGGCCGGCUCCGUCACCAGCCUGAACCGCUAUGGCCAGCAGCACCAGCACGCCGACAACUACGGCUCCGCCGGAGGUGACCAACACCACCACCAGCAACACUGGACCUCCUCCUCCCCGGCCACAGCCGGGAUGACAGCCACAUCCGGCGGCGCCCCGCCGCCCCGGCCGCCCAAGGAGGCCCUCGACAGCGACCUGCCGCCGUCCAGCCCCUGCCAGCUGACGCGCAGCGCGGCGGCCACGCCGCCGCAGAACAAGCGGCUCAGCAAGCUGCAGAAGAAGCAGGGCAGCCCGCUGCCGCACCACAGCGUGGAGAGCGGGUACGGCACCAUGACGCACGGCGUGCCGACGGCCAGCUACAUCAGCCAGAGCCACCACUCCCACCACAGCGGCAGCGGCAGCCACCACAGCGCCAGCAGCAGCACCCGCGAGGCCAACGGCGGCGCCAGCAGCCCCCGCCUCGAGAACCGCAACCUGAGCGGCGCCCUGCUGUCGGCGCCCGCCGGCGGUGUGAGCAGGCGGCCUAGUGGGCCGCGGCCGAUGACUCCGACGGGGUCGGGGUCUAGGGCCAGUAUGAGUGGGAGUGGUGGGUUGGGGGAGGAGAGGGAUCGCCGGAGAGAUACCUUUGGCUCGCAAGACACCGAGACUUUCUAAGUGUGGAGGGUAAAGGAAAAAAGAAGAAAAUGAAAAGAGAAAUUGCGCGGUGCAAGUGAAACG
Messenger RNA from Chaetomium fimeti, 5917 nucleotides. RefSeq lists its product as uncharacterized. Lineage: Eukaryota; Fungi; Ascomycota; Sordariomycetes; Sordariales; Chaetomiaceae. The transcript is spliced from 3 exons. The record is from RefSeq and is a predicted model, not a curated record. The coding region runs from base 221 to 5854 and encodes 1877 amino acids.